AUGGAUCAUACUUCAAAAGAACUUGUUUUCUCGUCGCAUCAGAAUAUGAACUCUUCCAUUGGAAGCGGCUCACAGCAGCAAGUGACACAACGAAACACGUCCCCGCAGAAGUCAAUACAAAGUUCGAAAUCUACCUCUCCGAAAAAAUCCCCAACAAACUCCCCGAAAAAGUCACCACAAAAGCAGGACUUCCAAGAAGCUUCAGCAGCUGUUGAAUUGGAAUACAAUGCUGUCAAACGAUUAAAGCGUUUGUCCAUUGGCAACUCCUUAAAUUUCGAUCCGGAUUUACCGUUACCAAAUGAUGAAGAUUAUUACCUCAAUUUAGACUACAGCAAUGACUCUUCUUCUUCUUCAUCUUUGAACGGUUUCACCAACUCUAGAAAUGGUUCCUUAAAACGAUCUAAGUCUAAGUUAUCCAAGCAUUCAAUCACUCGUUCAAUUGAUAGCGAUGAAUCUGUCGAGGAUGUCUAUGAUGAUGCGGUUGAUGAUACCAUUGAAACUUUUAAGGAUACAUCAAGACUAAAUACCAGUGCGCAACGUGGAAUUAUUGAAUACAUUGAUUCAAGUGUAGAUGACAACAGUCAAUCUCAAGAUCUGGAUGCAUCUAUAGACCAAGAAUCCAUAUUGAAUAAUGAGGAAAUGAUUUGGGUUCCCGCAACAGCCCAUCCGCAAAUAUCACCUGAAAACUUUAAGAAGCAUAUUGAAAAUACCGAUAAUAAUGACAAUCUAAAUGUUAAAAAGCCGUCACUAAGGGAAUUAACCACACAGCUUGCCACGUUGUCGAAACGUGCUGGGCUAGAUGAUAAUGAUGCAAUUACUUUGGCUAGAUCUUUAUCUACUAGAUCCAUAGGUAUUACCAAGGUAGAAAGGGAUAUGUUUACAUACAAUGAGAAUGAUGAUAAUCAUGGCUCAAAGGAUGAGAAAAAUGAUUUAUCAGAAGAUUCAAGGAAACCAGAUGUUUCAAGCGAUUUGAGAAGGAUCAAAUCCAGAAAAGUGCUUCUUAGAAACAAGCUCAACACCAAGACUAGAGAAAGUUUAUUCAUAAAGAGUGAAGAUGAUAUUAAUAUGGACAGUAAUGAUGAUAUUGUGAACAUAAGUCCAAAUAGUGUCACACUCCCAGAUUUUGUUGGUGACCUACAGGAUAAUACGUGGACCAACUAUAGAAGACAAAAGCACAGCGUCGAUAAUGAUAUUCAUUCAACCUCUUCACCUUCAUAUAUGAAGCCAUUAGACUCUUCACAGACAAAUCCAGAAUCAUCUAGCCAUCAUAACCAUGUUUACAAAGAUAUUAGAAAAAUUCAUAAUGCUCAACGGCCAUUGGGCAGACCUCAAAUAAAUCCACUGAAAUUGAAAACCCCGACUAGUCGUUUACCUGAUUUACCUUUGUCGACACAAGCUUCGCCAACGAAUGUCUCACCUUCCUCUUCUUCAAGUUCAGCUUCUCCUUCUUCAAGCAAUAGAAGCCCUAUCAAUGUUGGUGCACAAAGCGCUCCUAUUCCUCAUCAACACAAUCAAUCACAUCGGGUACCUAAACAAGCAGCAAAUAAUUCCGUCCCUGAAGUUGUAGUUCUUGGUCCUAAGCAUCAAAAUAAUCCUCAAACCCAACACUAUCAGAAAUCAAAUGCUCGUCCUUCACAAUAUUCACUACAGAAGCAACGAGUUCUACAGCAACAAGUACAUAAGCAACAACCACUUCAUAAUGGCGGUGUUAUCAGAGAAACCAAUCAUCAACACCGUCACCAUCAAAAACAAAAUUAUCAACAUCAAAUUCAUGAUGCAUCAACAAUGCAAAAUUUUCGGCAGACUAAUCAAAACAUUGCAAAUCAACAUGUUUCUUCUAAAGGUCAGCAUCGCCAACAAUCACAAAUCUUAGCUGCACAAAAUCGUCAGAAACAACAACUAAACAUUUUAACAGAUCAAAAUCGGCAGAAACAGCAACAACCCAAUCCUCGUCAGAAGUACCCACAAUCCGUGCCACACAAUGUUUUACAUGCAGCAAACGAAAAUAUACCAACCCAGAAUCGUGUUAUAUGCGAAAAAAACAACGGCAAUGUGACCUCCCGUUCUCCUAGAGGCAGAGACCAAUAUGAUAAAUUGCCUCCUAGUCCAAAAUCCUAUUCGCAUAAAUCGCCAUUGUCUGUGAAGACUUCUCCUGGUAGUGGGUCAACAAACAGCGCAGAAAGGAUCCAAAAUUCUUCACCUGAUUCACAAAAUUUACACAUCAAGGUUGGUAAUGUUUUCCAAGAGACUCGAAACCUUGAUAUCUCUGACAAGAAAUUCAAUGAAGAAAAAAAGAUAGUUAAUCCUGCUGAGAAACUCAUUAAUUUUGUAGAGCAUGUUGCCGGGGGAGCCGAAUUAGAUGAGAGGUAUUCAGAUAACAAGCUAGCUGAUGAAUUACGAAACUCUAAGGAACAUGGAAGAGAAGAUGUUAAAGAUAAAGAAAAGGAAAAGGAAAAGGAAAAGGAAAAGGAAAAGGAAAAGGAAAAGGAAAAGGAAAAGGUAAAAGAAAGUAAAAAAUCCAAAAAUGCAUUCACCUCUUUUUUCAAAAUCAAACGGGAGAAACCCCAUUCGCCGUCUGUUUCUUCAGAUGCUGAUGAACCCAAGCAACUAUUUAAAACGAAACGUUCAAAAUCAAUCUCAUCUGAAGGUGGAAGUUCGCCAAAGGCUGAUUUUAUAUCCUUUUUUGGCGGCAGAAAGGAUAAAUCUAAGAGUAAAGAGGUUGAAGUUAAAGAACCAUCGGAAAAGCAUAUCAUCAAAACUUCAAGCAUACCUGACAUGCCUAAUAAAAAUGAUUCGGCUAAUAGCAAAAUCUCUACGACAUUUUGUGGAAAUCAUGAUUCAAACAAAUCAAGAGAUCCAGUUACUGAUAAAAAAGAGAGCACAAAACCCGAAAAGCUUAGUCUCAACCCUAAAUCAAAAAGUUUAGCCACAGAUAUGUCUUGCAAAAUACCAGAUUAUGUUUCUGCAUCAACCUCAGAAGCAAUUUCAGGCAAAACUGCUACUGUUAGCUCAAAAUCUGUCCCUUCUGUGAGUACAAAUAAAGAGUCCCUCGAUGUAUCAUUAUCAUCGAGAGAAGCAUCAAAAUCGUCCGUACAAAACCCUAACAUUGAAAGCACGGAUUCAUUUGACAACGAGAUUGAGGACACUGUCGAUCAAAAGAUUUUAUCGGAAGAACAUAAACAAGUUGAAGUGAGUGAAAAGCCAAUUAACGAGUCGCAGACUGGGUCGUCAACUAUUUUACAGAACCCCGGUGACGCUGAAUCUACAGAAAUCAUUAAGAAAUCAUUAAGAGAAACCUUAAAGUUGCGUGGGCGUCCUACGAAGCCAAAUCAACCAUUAGAAAUGAAGGAUUCCGCAUUUGGAUUUCCAUUACCACCUGUGUCUAAUGCUUCGUUAGUAAUGUUGGACCACCGAUUCCCAGUGCACGUCGAGCGUGCAAUUUACAGAUUAAGUCAUCUCAAGUUGGCAGACCCUAAAAGACCAUUGCGACAACAAGUUCUAUUGAGUAACUUCAUGUACUCAUACUUAAAUUUGGUCAAUCAUACAUUAUGGAUUCAAUCUAAAGAACAAGACGAAAGUGAAGAUAAUGAGGUUCCAAUUAGUGAUAGAAGUGUAGUUGUAGCUUCUGACUAA
This is a messenger RNA of Pichia kudriavzevii, 3633 nucleotides long. RefSeq lists its product as uncharacterized. The record is from RefSeq and is a predicted model, not a curated record. The transcript has a single exon. Gene Ontology annotation, cellular component: cytoplasm; cell septum. Gene Ontology annotation, biological process: establishment of cell polarity; positive regulation of G2/M transition of mitotic cell cycle. Lineage: Eukaryota; Fungi; Ascomycota; Pichiomycetes; Pichiales; Pichiaceae. Bases 1 to 3633 code for a protein of 1210 amino acids.